Galleria mellonella (greater wax moth) is the source of this 980-nucleotide messenger RNA. RefSeq lists its product as uncharacterized. The record is from RefSeq and is a predicted model, not a curated record. Bases 57 to 860 code for a protein of 267 amino acids. Lineage: Eukaryota; Metazoa; Arthropoda; Insecta; Lepidoptera; Pyralidae. The transcript has a single exon.
UAAAUGCCUUCAAAAUUAUAGUAAACAGCCACAAAUAUAAAAUAUAAAUUAACACAAUGAACCCUCUAGAAACUGCACAUAUCAACAACGAUGAUGAUGAAGAAGAUGAUGAGAUAUUCAAAUCUGAAGAUGAAAUGAAGCGAUCUCUGUCACGGUUUUGCUACGGUGAUCUAUGCGUCAUAGGAACAAUAUGGAUUAGGACUUUAAAAUUUUUGUUGGUUGGUGCAAACAUGAGUCUGAUACCCGUAGUCAAAGCUGCCAAACCUCCAGAUUGUCCGAAACGUCCGCCACCAAUGAAGUCUAAAGAUUUACCGAUAUACAAAAGUCCGCAUUACGAAUAUAAAGAUCACAUAGCUCAGAAAAGCAGAUGUCCAGAAGCCAACGACAAAUUGUUUCACAAAUUUCUCCUUCCACACGUCACUUGCUAUCGAAGAAGCAUUCAACGACAGGCGUGCGAUGCAAGAUGCUCGAUAGGAAAGACUUACAACGAUAUAUACUGUUCUAUAAACACUUCUGCGAAAGACUUUAAGACAUUUAUGCGGAGUCGAGAAAAUUUGCAAUUAAGACAAACCGUCCUUGCAACUACCACGGCAACAGGUUAUUUUAUAGGAUCUGGAAGAGGUAUCCCUCGCCGAAUCUUCUUCGCUGGCCUCGGUGCUUUAGCUGGAGGAUCUCUGUGUUUCCCAAAAGAAACAGAUGAAGCAUUCAGGAAUUUUCUGUACCAUUCUGCUAAGACUUUGAUAGCCGCUUAUAAUUUCUACUGUAAUAAAAGCUUUGCCUUGAAAGAAAGGAUUCCCUGCAAAGACGAUAUGCCUACACCUUCGAAGCCAAGGGAACAACAGUGUCCUGAAAAGAAAUGAAAGAAAAAAAUAUUAGAAAUCAAGUAAUAAUUCAAUCGGUAAACUCCAAUUUAAAAUGUGACAAGUAAGUAUAUGACGAAAUAAAAUAAAUAUGAAGAAACAUUUAUCUUUCAUUAAAUU